This is a messenger RNA of Microthlaspi erraticum, 609 nucleotides long. The record is from the annotation of a GenBank genome assembly. NCBI's taxonomy places the organism in Eukaryota, Viridiplantae, Streptophyta, Magnoliopsida, Brassicales, Brassicaceae.
AUGAACACUCAGAUUUCGGAGAUUGAGCAAGAGCAGCUGAUCGAGAAGCUUGAGAUAUUCAAGAUCCAUGGCAGAGACAAACGCGGUCGUAAGAUACUUCGAAUCAUCGGCAAAUUCUUUCCAGCUCGAUUUCUGUCACUGGAUGUGUUAAAGAAGUAUCUGGACGAGAAGAUCUUUCCUCGGUUAGGAAGAAAACCGUUCGCCGUGCUCUACGUUCACACCGGCGUGCAGAGGAGCGAGAAUUUCCCCGGAAUCUCAUCUCUACGAGCGAUCUACGACGCGAUUCCGGUAAACGUCAGAGACAAUCUCCAGGAGGUUUACUUUCUCCACCCAGGACUUCAGUCCCGUCUCUUCCUCGCCACUUGCGGCCGAUUUCUCUUCUCCGGCGGGUUGUAUGGUAAGCUGAGGUACAUAAGCAGAGUUGACUAUCUGUGGGAGCACGUGAGGAGGAACGAGAUAGAGAUGCCGGAGUUUGUGUACGAUCACGACGACGAUCUAGAGUACCGUCCGAUGAUGGAUUACGGUCAGGAAAGCGAUCACGCUAGAGUUUUCGCCGGAGCAGCCGUAGAUUCCUCAGUCUCCAGUUUCUCCAUGAGGUGUAUCUCAUAG